Molecule: messenger RNA, 3088 nt
Organism: Uranotaenia lowii
Lineage: Eukaryota; Metazoa; Arthropoda; Insecta; Diptera; Culicidae
Gene: Rsph3
Product: radial spoke head protein 3 homolog A
Exons: 7
Coding region: 829-2751 (640 amino acids)
Cellular component (GO): cilium
Source: RefSeq, a predicted model, not a curated record
GUCGGCGAGAACAGUCCAGUUUUUCCUAGAACAAGUCCGGUCUCAGUUCGGGAUUUUUAGUUUUUGUUUGCUUUUGUAGAAUGACUGUAAAUUGUUUAAACAACAAGUUUCGAUUUUGAAUUGAAGUGUCGAUGGGUGAUCGUUGGAAGUGUUUGAUUUCUUGGGUUUCAUAAAGUUUUUCAUUCAAGUGAUAAGAUGUUAGUUUCGUUUUCAGUACACGAACGCCGAGCGGGUAUUGACUUUCCUUCUCUCACUGCAUAAUUCAUUAGUGGACUUCACCUCAAUUUGGGUCAGCACCUCGUGUGUUGGCCAGCCAGCACAGGCCCGUUCCAUGCCCGUGACUUUCCGAUUUCGGCAGAAAGAAGAACAUUAUUCUGCGUGCCUUCCGCCAUGUUGGAAAACGUGGUCCCCGGUUCGCCUUCAGAUUAAUCGUUAAGCAGUGCUUUACCCUGAUCGGAAAUCGUCAGUGUUUCGGUGUGUUAUAAUUAUACCAUCAACUAUUGAUCUACACGGAACGUUAGUGGCAGCAAUUAAGAAAUCAAUCGUGUUCUGAAAUUCCGGUAGACUCUAGAUAGUGGACUGUUGUGUGUUUCCAACGGUCACCAUCUAUCACUUUUUCUGAGGUCAACGUAAUUGAUAUCUAAGAUAAUUAUUCCGACUUCAGUAAAAGUAUUUCCUAUUCGCAGUGUCCGAUGUGAUGUAAAUAAUUCAGCAUGUUCUAGUGAAGUGGCCAUGAAUUUACGAUAUCGACGUUUGUGGUUCAUCUAAACUGAACGUCUAUCUUCGAUUGAUUUCACCGGUCUCAAGUUGGAUGCAGGCGUAACGAAAAUGCCAACCAUUUCUUCACGUCAGCAGGAAGAACUUUUGGAAGAGAGUCCAGCAUUUGCGGCCUUGCCGGUUGAUCAGCUGAGGGUGAGCGGAAAGCCAAAUGCAAUCGUUAGGCCGCUACGUCGCAACCGGGAAGUGAUCGAAGGGCAGUAUCUGCUCAACUUGCAACCGGACUUCAAGCUUCUUCAGGAUUUGGAAACGCAGAUCAUUCACAGUAACGGCAACGGCACCACUAACAUCAAUAAUAAAGUUCUCAAAAGCGACAGCAACAAUAACACUACCGCAACAACCACCAUCCUCCCACAAACCAACGGGCCCAACCCGGCAAAAAAGACGGACCACGGCAAGCACAAUGAGUUCACCAAAGAGUUGGAUGCCAAGCUGAGGAGACUGCAGAACGAUGCCUCCUCUAAGCGUUCCUCGAAAAAUGGAAGUUCCCAGGAGGUGGAUGCCAGGAGGAAACCUCUGUUCAUCACAACCGUCCCGAAGGGCGUCUUUCUGCAGCCGACCAGAGAACUUCCCAGCUUGGCCCCCUCGGCUGCCACCUUGAGGCGCCUCUACGCUUACGAGAGCCGACCCCGGUUGUUGAUUACGAAAAACAACAACGAAAGCAGCAAGGAAAACUUGAGCAACAACAACAACGAUAUCAAUCAUCCUAAUCGCAACCACCUGAGUAACGAAAAUGGCGACCACAAUCAUAAAAUUACCAUCACUCAAACGAGCUCGGAACCGAACGUGGCCAAAGUGGCCGUCUUUGCAACCGACAGCGUCCCGAGACACAGUUGCAUCAACAGAACACCAAGAGAACAUUCCUCAUACCAGAAUGUGAUGCACGAUCGGCGAGUGGUCAGGGGUAGCAAUUUCACCGGAUUCCAGUCGUGGAACCCUUAUUUUGCUUAUGCUGGUCUUCUAUCAGGAAAGGGCGAAGGCGAUUGUCUGCAAAAGGAAGCGGAAGCCAAACGACGGCAGCUGAUCCGGAAGAAGUACGUUUCCAGGAAUCAGCGCGGCAUCAUCGGAACCCCGCCUCCGGUCCGGGGACGUCGUCACGAGCUGGUGCAAACGGAAAAGUAUCUCGAAGAGUUAUUCGUUGGUCACCCACCUGUAGAGGAAGCGGGAUGUCAGACAGAUCAGUUCCUGUAUCGACCACCCACGCCACCAUACGUGCCUCAGAAAGUGGGAUCGGAUGUUGCAACACAAAUCCUGGAAGGAGAUCUGUUCGACUUCGAUACCGAAGUGCAACCAAUUAUCGAAGUUCUGGUUGGGCGCACGAUCGAACAGGCCCUCGUCGAAGUGCUACACGAGGAAGAAAUUGCAGAAAUCAAACGCCAACAGCAGCAAAUUCUGGCCCUGCGAGAGGCCGAACUUUCCGAACUUCGUCGCCUGGAGAUCGAGGACCAGAAGAUACAGGCCGAACGAGAGCGCCGAAUACUGCAGGAUAAGAUCGCUCAAGAUUUGGACCGGGAAAUGCAGGAAAGAAUUACGGCCGCCAAACUGUUGCAGGGUCGUAUCGAUGAUCUACUGCCAGAUGUGAUGAAUGUCGUAGAGAACAUUAAGGACGAAAAGGAUCGAGUGGAGUUCGAGCGACAGAUUGCACCAUGGAUCGCCAAACAGGUUGCGCACGAGAUUGGACAGAUGAUCGAUUCCAAGGACCUACUUGAGGAUAUAAUCCGAGAAGUUUUGAUUCAGAAAAAGCACCAACUGUUGGGUGGACCAGCUUCAACUCUGUUUCCCGAAGGCGCAGUUGAUUCCGAGGCAGACCCUGUGGCUUCUGCUGAACAACAGCGAACUGAUGCUGAUGGAGACGGCACCGGCGAAAUUGAAACGUCUGAUGUUUCGCAAACACGCGAAGGUGACGAAGAAGCAUCGACAGAAUACUGCGAAGGACAUAGCACGAGCAUCGUCGAAACUGAGGAUAAUGCCUAGACUAGCAACGGUGAUUCCGAGAUCGAUUUGUGAUAGGUUUGGCGUUACAGCUAGAAUCCACGACUAGAGAUUAACUUUGAGGAAGAAGAAAAAAAUGAUGGUAUCGAUACACAAACAUCUUUAGUGAAAUUUGGAAAAUGAAAUCAAAAUUGUACUCAAAAUUUAAAGGUUGUAACCUCUUAGUCAUUCAGAAUUGCAGUGAAAAGCAACAGAGUUUGUGCAAUAAGCAAUAAUUCAACUUAUUUAAGUAUUUAGAUUGUAGAAAAAGAUUGAAGCAACUUGAUUAUUCAUAGGCCCCGUUAGAUUCAUUGUUAUUCAAUAAAAAUCAAUUUCUAUA